AUGGCAUUAGUUGAUUUAGCCCUUCAUGGGUACAACUACUUUAUGACUCUUAGUACCCUUCAACAAUUUGGUUUACUUGUGUUUGCUCCUUUCAUUUACAACAUCAUUUGGCAACUACUUUAUUCACUCAGAAAAGAUCGUGUUCCAUUAGUAUUUUAUUGGAUUCCCUGGGUUGGUUCAGCCGUAUCUUAUGGACAGGAUCCAUAUGGGUUUUUUGAACAAUGUCGUGAAAAAUAUGGUGAUUUAUUUUCAUUUGUUAUGUUGGGUAGAGUAAUGACGGUGUACUUGGGUCCCAAGGGUCAUGAAUUUGUGUUUAAUGCUAAAUUGUCUGAUGUUUCUGCUGAAGACGCCUAUCAACAUUUGACUACCCCUGUUUUUGGAAAAGGUGUUAUUUUCGAUUGUCCGAAUGCAAGACUUAUGGAGCAAAAGAAGUUCGCAAAGACCGCAUUGACUACCGAUUCUUUUAGAAGAUACGUGCCAUUGAUUAGAGGGGAAAUUUUGGAUUAUUUUACCAAAUCUAAGGUGUUCAAUAUGAAGAAACAGAAAAGUGGCGUUGUUGAUGUAUUGCAAUCACAACCAGAAAUAACCAUCUUCACUGCAUCUAGAUCCUUAUUAGGAGAAGCAAUGAGGAAAAGAUUUGAUGCUUCAUUUGCUCAAUUGUAUGCUGAUUUAGAUAAAGGAUUCACCCCAAUCAAUUUUGUUUUCCCACACUUGCCAUUACCUCAUUAUUGGAAACGUGAUGCUGCGCAACAAAAGAUUUCUGAAACGUAUAUGACAGAGAUUGCUAGAAGAAGAGAGACGGGUGACAUUGAUGAAAAUCGUGAUUUAAUCGAUUCUUUAUUGGUAAACUCUACAUACAAAGAUGGUGUUAAAAUGACUGAUCAGGAAAUUGCUAACUUGUUGAUUGGUGUUUUGAUGGGAGGACAGCAUACUAGUGCCACUACAUCUGCUUGGUUUUUGUUGCAUUUGGCUGAGAAGCCACAAUUACAAGAUGAAUUGUAUCAAGAGGUUCUUAAUGCCUUAUCUGGUAAAGGUGGCAACUUGGAUGAUUUAUCGUAUGAGGAUUUGCAACAAAUGCCAUUGGUUAACAACACCAUCAAGGAAACCCUCAGAUUACACAUGCCAUUACAUUCCAUAUUCAGAAAAGUUGUUUCUCCCUUGGUUGUGCCAAACACAAAGUAUAUUGUCCCUAGAGGACACCACGUAUUGGUGUCACCAGGUUAUGCUCAUACAAACGAAAGAUUUUACAAGGACGCAUCUGAUUUCAACCCUCACAGAUGGGAUGAAUCAGCAUCCACCAAUGACGCAGGUGAAGUUGAUUAUGGAUUUGGUAAAGUUUCCAAAGGUGUUAGCUCUUCGUAUUUGCCAUUUGGUGGUGGAAGACAUAGAUGUAUUGGUGAACAGUUUGCCUAUGUCCAAUUGGGAACAAUCUUGACCACAUUUGUUUAUAAUCUUAAAUGGAAAUUGGCAAAUGGUAAAGUGCCUGAUGUUGAUUAUACUUCAAUGGUUACGUUACCUCAACACCCAGCAGAAAUUGUUUGGGAAAAAAGAGAUACAUGUGUAAUCUGA
Molecule: messenger RNA, 1569 nt
Organism: Lodderomyces parapsilosis
Lineage: Eukaryota; Fungi; Ascomycota; Pichiomycetes; Serinales; Debaryomycetaceae
Gene: ERG11
Product: sterol 14-demethylase
Exons: 1
Coding region: 1-1569 (522 amino acids)
Biological process (GO): ergosterol biosynthetic process
Molecular function (GO): heme binding; oxidoreductase activity, acting on paired donors, with incorporation or reduction of molecular oxygen; iron ion binding
Source: RefSeq, a predicted model, not a curated record